Molecule: messenger RNA, 1232 nt
Organism: Fusarium redolens
Lineage: Eukaryota; Fungi; Ascomycota; Sordariomycetes; Hypocreales; Nectriaceae
Exons: 2
Coding region: 1-1230 (409 amino acids)
Source: RefSeq, a predicted model, not a curated record
AUGACCGAAUUAUUCAUUUACAAUAAGUCAAUAUCAGCAACCACCGGCAUCAUGACAGGCCUAUCCCAGCUGAUCAGGCCACAGUCACUGACUCCUCCGCUAUUCAAGAAAAGAUCACAGAAGUCACCAAACAGACCUCCUGCAUCUCUCGAUUGCCAAAUCGAUACUUCUCCGAUCGUCAUUGUCAAUGACGACGAUACUGAUGGCGCUACUAUCUCGGGUUCACUACUUUUCAACGUUGAAGAAGCCAUCGAAGCUGACAGCCUCUCUGCCACAUUGCGAGUUCAUGUGAUUUACAAAAAGCCAUUCAAGAGAACAUGCAAAGCGUGUAAACACCAGGUAUCGGAACUUAAGCGCUGCCACUUUAUCAAAACAACGACCUCACUAGAUCACAACAAUUACGCGUAUCCCUUUUCUUACCGAGUACCGAGUUAUGUUCCUCCUUCUAUGGAUACUUCACUAGUUUCUGUCACAUACGAAUUCGAAGCUGUAGCCUCUGUAAGGCGAACAGGAUCAAUGCCAAAAUCACCUGAGAUCAUCACACUCAACCGUACUCUUCCAAUCGCACGAUCAAUACCAGUUCCGAGCAACCCUUUAUCAUCAAGUCGAAUAUACCAAGCGGCCGGAAUCGAGGUAGACUGCAGUUUCGAUCCUGUCAUUAACCCCAGUGGCAAGAAUUAUGUGAAACUCACUAUGAGCGGGCUUCGGAGCUAUCCUGACAAUGGGGAGGAUGUUCAAUUCUGGCGUGUAUGUAAAGGCACUUGGAUGCUUCAGGAGAAUAUCAAGAGCACAGCCAUGGCGUGUUCUAAGCACGCACAAGAAUGUCAAGCGGACGACAAGAGCCACUCGCAAAAGAAGACAAUUACUCUAGGCGAAUCUUCGUUCUACGACGGGUGGACCACGGACGACACUGCAGGAACACUCAAUAUGAAGUUUCCCUUCUUCAUCAAGAAAGGCUCUUCCCGUUACAACCAAGAUACAGGCGAUGUUGGCGACACAUCGGUCACUCAUACGCUGGUGCUGGAACUACAGUUGAUGAAGGAGACCUAUCCAAAUGGCAACCCAGAUCUCUCUGUCAGAACUGGAGUAGGCAGGAUCCUUCGAUCUGAGCAUCGGGUUGUGUUGAGCGACUACGUCAGGCCUUCCGAUCAUGUUGCAGAGGAGAGUCUGCCCUGCUAUAAUGAUCUCCGGCCUGGACCACCGCUGUACCAAGAGGAGGAUUAUGAAUGAUU